Messenger RNA from Neurospora hispaniola, 836 nucleotides. RefSeq lists its product as uncharacterized. The record is from RefSeq and is a predicted model, not a curated record. The transcript has a single exon. NCBI's taxonomy places the organism in Eukaryota, Fungi, Ascomycota, Sordariomycetes, Sordariales, Sordariaceae. The coding region runs from base 197 to 652 and encodes 151 amino acids.
UUUUGAUGAUAGGUGAUUGAAGAUCUUGAAGAAUGUUUGAAAAGAAGCUUUGCUCGUAGACGAGAGGCUGAGAGGGUUGUGAAGAGCUGAGAAUGUCUGGAACUUUGAGGCUGCUGAUGCUGAUGAUGAUGAGAAGAAUGAGACUGAACUUGAGGAGAGGAAAGGCCAGUAUUUAUGUCUUUCGACUGAGGUCAAGAUGGUGUUGAUUUUUGGUAUUCAAUUGUCGGUGACAUCGUCUUUUCUCCGGUUAACACCUCUUCCGCCUUCCCGUCGUCCCCGUUGUCCAAUCGUUGAGUGUAUUCCCAAGUGCCGAUGGUUGAUGAAGUUUCUUUUUCUUGUUUGGUCCCUGACAAUAAAGGUAGGUGAAGCUUGCAUGAUCCACCAAGUCCAACCACCAAGGGAACAUCAUCAACUUGUGGACUAUGUUGAAAUGGUGGCUACCACUUCAAAAUACUCUUUCACCAAAAUACCUAACCGAAUGCAUGAUGACUAUACGUGGCAUGCCUCUUCUGUGGAUCCAUGCAGCUAUUCCUACCUACCUAGGUGUAAUUUCCUAACGUGGUUCUGGCGGCUGAAAGGAAAUGAACAGGGGAAGGCUGUACGAAUUGAGAACAAAGACCAGAUGGAGUCAGGGUCCUCGGCUCCAUAUUGAACGGCUUGUAGACAGUUCUUCUUGCAGAAAACCCUCUGUCGAUCAAAACCCCUUGCCGCGUCCAAGACCAGCAUUUGUGCACAAACUAACGCAGAAAAAGCGAAAUAACUACCCGAAUCUACCCCAUCCCGUUAGAAAUGGUUCCUUUACAGUCGAUACGCCUAUGUAACGAGCGUGGAUGAAG